UCAAGAGGUUCCAGCUGUCGUGUGGCGCAGUUCACGUGGGCGCGGAUAUGUGCCAGCCACUCCCCACACACCGCCUGUAUCGGCUAUGAAUCACGGCAGUCCACGCUUCCGGACAGUGACUACCACUCCAGCCUAGAGGAAGAUUAUCUAACAACCAAUGACUCGAUGGAACCUCAAGUGCUGUGGAUAAGAAACGAAAAACCGUAUCUUUGGGCGAGACAAAUAAUACUAGGAAUGAAGUGAAGGAGCGGAGGUGAGACGUGGGAGAGUAAGGGAUCUGAGUGGCGCGUAAAGCGAAGAGGUGAGCAAAACACCCACCUUGAUCAGUGUGUGAAGAGGCAGCGGGAAGAGUUGGUGUUUCUGUCCGUCACUCUCGCUGGAACGUCUCGCAGGGAAGGAUGGCGGCAACGGACGAAGAGAAGAUGGCAAUGGAGUGGCCGGACAUCACUGUGGUGGUGUUGUACUUCCUCUUCGUCCUCGCUGUUGGUCUAUAUUCGUCAUGGCGGUCCAAGAGAGGCACAAUGUCUGGGUACUUCCUCGCCUCCCGCAACAUGCACUUCAUCCCGGUGGGCGCUUCCCUCUUCGCCAGCAACAUCGGUUCCGGUCACUUUAUUGGCUUGGCAGGGUCCGGGGCAGCGUCCGGCAUUGGCAUCGGUGCUUUUGAACUCAACGCGAUCUUCGUGCUGAUGAUCCUCGGAUGGCUGUUCGUGCCCGUGUACAUGGCCUCGGGCGUGUACACUAUGCCGGAAUACCUGAGGGAGAGGUUCGGGGGCCAGCGCAUCAGGGUCUACCUCUCCUGCCUCGCCCUCCUCCUCUCCAUCUUCACCAAAAUAUCCGCCGAUCUCUUUGCCGGGGCGCUGUUCAUCCAACAGGCGCUUGGCAAGAACACAGACGAGUGGCUCUACAUCAGCAUCAUCAUCCUGCUCGCCAUCGCCGCAGUGUUCACCAUCACCGGAGGACUCACGGCUGUCAUCUGGACUGACUUCGUGCAAACCAUCCUUAUGCUCUUCGGCGCUCUCACACUUAUGGGCAUUGCGUUCUACGAAGUGGGAGGAUACGAAGGCAUGGUGGAAAAUUACUUCACUGCGAUUCCCAACGUGACUCGAUACUCCAGCGACAAUAAAACUAACUGCGGGGAGCCUCCGGGAUACGCCAUGCACUUCUUCAGGUCAGCGGUGCCCGGAGAGUCUGACCUGCCCUGGCCCGGCAUGAUCUUCGGCAUCACGGUCUCCGCUAUCUGGUACUGGUGCACUGAUCAGGUCAUCGUGCAGCGAACACUGUCCAGCAAGAACAUGUCCCACGCCAAGGCCGGUUGUCUCCUGGCUGGCGUGCUGAAGUUCCUGCCUCUGUUCAUGCUGGUGUUCCCCGGCAUGGCGUCACGCAUCCUCUACACGGACAAGGUGGCCUGCGUGGAUCCCGAUUUGUGCUACAAGUACUGCAACAACAAAGCAGGCUGCACCAACAUUGCCUACGUCCAGCUCGUCCUGCACCUCCUCCCGACAGGCCUCUCUGGAAUGAUGUUGGCGGUGAUGUUGGCUGCUCUCAUGUCCUCGCUCACCUCCAUCUUCAACUCCUCCUCCACCAUCUUCUCCAUCGACAUCUGGACGAGGAUCCACAAGAAGGCGAGUGACGUGGAGCUACUCAUUGUGGGGCGCGGCUUUGUCCUCAUCAUGGUUGUCAUCUCCGUGCUCUGGAUCCCCGUCAUUCAGAGCUCCGCCAGUGGCCAGCUGUUUGUGUACAUUCAGAGCAUCACCUCCUACUUGUCCCCGCCCAUCUGUGCCAUCUACCUGCUGGCUAUCUUCUGGCCGCGCACCACAGAGCCGGGAGCCUUCUGGGGCCUCAUCGUGGGGCUGAUCAUCGGCAUCAUCAGAUUCAUCAUGGAGUUUGCUUUCACAAUCCCUGUCUGUGGAGAGCCUGCCUCAGAUGAUAAGCGGCCUGAGUGGAUCAAGAUAAUCGUGGGCAACGUGCAUUACCUUCACUUCGGGUGCAUCCUGCUGCUACUGACCAUGGUGGUGUCGGUGGGCGUGUCGCUUAUUACCGAGCCUAUCCCUGAGAAGUGUUUGCAUAGACUCACCUUCUGGAGCCGCAACAGCCAGGAGGUCCGCAUGUCCGUUCGCGAGUGGAGAAACGAGCAGCGUCCUGAUGAAAUCAAACACAUAUCGGGCACUGAUGUGAGCAGCGUAUCCACAAGAAGAACGCAAGAUCUGCCACAGUGGCGACGCAUGCUUAACCUGGUGUGCGGCGUGAGCUCAGCGGCUGAGACGCCUGUGGAAAACCCAGACGACAAACUAUCGCCAGAGGAGAAGGCCAAAAGAGCGGCCGAAUUCCUCGAGGAGAAGGCGCCGUGGAAAAACGUGGUGAGCGGCUCAGCGGUCCUUGUUAUGUGUCUGGCGGCCUUCAUGUGGGGCUUCUACGCGUAACUGUUCCUGUUUGUUCCCACAGCACCUGCACAGUAUUCAUGAUACCAUUAACACGCAAGACACUCGUUCCUCCAGAUAGGAACCAAACGUGUCAUGUCAUUUACGGAUUGGAUCAUAUUGAUAGAUUUCAUUCCUGGAUGUUGAAUGUAUCUUGUUCAUAUUUUUGUAUCAUAAUAUAGUUACUUGAUUCUGAUUAUCAUUUAGUUAGUUAUUGCGGAUGUAAUACUAUUGUUUACUACUAAUAGUGGAAUAUGUGUCUAUGUGUUCAUAUGUUUGUACAAAUAAGUUACAUGAUGUUAUUAGAGAAGGUACAAGAUUACCAUGA
Molecule: messenger RNA, 2745 nt
Organism: Portunus trituberculatus (swimming crab)
Lineage: Eukaryota; Metazoa; Arthropoda; Malacostraca; Decapoda; Portunidae
Product: sodium/glucose cotransporter 4-like
Exons: 15
Coding region: 399-2420 (673 amino acids)
Biological process (GO): transmembrane transport
Cellular component (GO): plasma membrane
Molecular function (GO): D-glucose:sodium symporter activity
Source: RefSeq, a predicted model, not a curated record